AUGUGCUGCUCCAGCGUCGGCCAGAUCGUCUUUGGCAUCGUCAUGUUUGCGUGCUUCUGCUUGACGUUGGGAGCCAUGUUUUCGCCGGAAUGGCGAACAUUCAAAGAUGACCUCGACGACACGGCAAAAGAUCUGGAUGUUCAUUCGGGCAUCUUUUCGUUCAACUGUCGAAUGCCGGGAAAAGAGGAAGGGUCCUGCGACGAUUGGUGGGAUAACCUCCACACCUGGGAGAAAGUGACGGUCACGUGCAUGUGCUUGGCGCUGGUGACAGAAAUCCUCUGCUUGGCCUGGAAUCUGAUUACGUUCUGCGCGUGCUGUUGCAAGCAGUAUAUCAUCCACCCCCUGAGCCUCUUCGCGACGUUGGUUUCCCUGUUUUUGGGCGUUGCGGUCAUCGUUUACGGCGCGAACAACAAGGAUGCGUUUAAAGAUCUGAAAUGGAAAGCCCCUGACGAGUCCAGCGAGGUCGGCUACUCAUUCUAUUUAGCCGUCGCUGCCGUUGUCCUGUCUGUGUUUGACAUCUUCGUCGCUGGCAUUACCGUAUUCUUCGCCAAAAAAUGCUUG
Mesorhabditis spiculigera is the source of this 561-nucleotide messenger RNA. Lineage: Eukaryota; Metazoa; Nematoda; Chromadorea; Rhabditida; Rhabditidae. The record is from the annotation of a GenBank genome assembly.